Messenger RNA from Megalobrama amblycephala (Wuchang bream), 3889 nucleotides. RefSeq lists its product as uncharacterized. NCBI's taxonomy places the organism in Eukaryota, Metazoa, Chordata, Actinopteri, Cypriniformes, Xenocyprididae. The record is from RefSeq and is a predicted model, not a curated record. The coding region runs from base 946 to 3321 and encodes 791 amino acids. The transcript is spliced from 5 exons.
AAGCCAAGAAUUGUUCAUUUUGAUAGUGACUUUAAGUUUUAAUUUUCUUAACUUCUUCCAGUUGCUAACUAUGUACUAAUAAAACACAAUUAUUAUCUAACACUUAUUACAUAGCUCUCUUGAUUCUGUUUGGGCAGUCAUGACCCCACUAAUGAUGAACGCUGUGUAACGACCGCGCAUCCGGGUAUUGAUCGCUUCUUUCAUGUCUCUCGUAUCUCGCAUCAUAUGCUCUCUUUCUCGAUUCAUUCAAACCAUCUUGCGCACCUCGGUAGAUAUCUCAAAAUAGAGCCAUUCAGAUACAAUUUGUACCCUGAUCAACCUGUCGGGGUUUACUUUGAAGUAACGUUAGGCCUACUAAAUUACUCAGAUUUCAGAAUUAGCGCUUUGACAUUUAAAGUUACAGUAUGUUGAGAGGUGGCGGCCGCCGAUGAUGCUCGCUAUUAAAGAAGAUAAUCCGCUUACUAUUUUAAUUAAGCAAGGAAUAUUUACAUGCUCAUAAAGUUUUCAUUGUAACGGAAAAGUUAGAUAUAAAACGCAGACUGGCUGAGGAAUAUUUACUCUUCCCCGGUUGCUAUGGCAACUCUGCCUUGGUGCUAUAUAAAUGAGACGCUGACAGCAGCUAUGGAACGUUCAAUUAUGACGUCACGGUGGAGGCUAUAUAAGACCUGAGCUUUCGAACAUUAUUUCAUAAUCGUUUGCUAGGACUAAACGCAUUCAAGGCAAGAGUUAACUGCGAGAAAUAUCAGUGAACAGUGAGUGAAUUUCUGUCUGAACGAGUACGACAAUUCGGUUGAAUCAUAAUUCUCAUAAAAGACCAGAAAUUCAGUUUGACACAACCAAACAGCUCACGAGAGAUCUGUAAACACUCGCAGAACUUUGCGAACAAGAAUUGUACAAAGUCUUAGUACUUUGUUGAAUCUGAAUAGUUCUCAUAAACGAUCAGAUAUGUCUUUUCACAAGAACACAUCAUCAUCAUCAUCAUCAUCCGAUAUGGAGGAAAGCACCUGUAGCGUAGACAGUCCCUCCCCGGAAUCAUUUGAUGAGGACGAUUUCACCUCUAAAUUAAAAUGGUUUAUGAAGCGUGAACUGCUGCUCAACAAAAUCUCGGACCUUGAGCGCAGAGCCCGAGAGCGCCAGGAGGAGUGCCAAUCACUGCUGGAGCGAUUCAGAAAUAUACAGAAAUCGCUAGAAUGGGAAAUAGAGAAAGUGCAAAACUCUAUGGUCAGCAUGGAGCAGCUGAAGAACUUGCAGAAGACUUUCGACGAGUUCCAGGCUGAAAUGAAGCACAACGUGAGCCGCUUACAGGACAACUUUGAGAAAAUGCGAGGUGUUGCUGCUAAACAUCGUGCAAACAUGAAUGCACAAGAUAAACCAAGGAAAGAGGAUCUGGAUCCCAAAGUGGUUCAAAGCAUCCAGUCUCUGAAGUGCUGUCCCACAGUACCAAAAAUGAAGGCGAAUUCAGAUGCUGUCUCAGAGUAUUCAUCAAACCUGAUCGGUGUGUUGAAUAACAUCGCCAAAUCAAACACCUGCAGUCCAGCCAUGAGCAGGGCAUUAACAAUAACAACAGCGACCAUUGAAAACCUCAACAAGGCUUUUCAAGAUCACUGCAAAGAGGUAAAGGCUCUCAAGGCUAGUCCAAAGCAACAGAGAAAGGUGGCUGAAGAAGUGGACAGAGACAUCUACGGUUCAUCUUGGCAGGAAAAUGGCUCUAUAGCACAGCAGCAGAUGCCAAAAUUGCUUGCCAAUCCUGAGAGGCCAAAGACUGAUCCUGUGAGCAAGCCGAUUACUCUCCCUCAGGUCAGGAAGCCUGUGCAGGGGGCAAAAAAUAAAGUGUUGCAGCUGGAAAGACCAGUAACAGCAUUACAAAAGACUCCAAACGACCUCAAGAGUCCAUCUGCUGAUGACAUGUUUCCUCCGGCCUCUGUCAGAUCUUUUGCUCUUUCCAACAUUACACAAUCUGUAGAGAACACAAAAGUUAGCAUGGAGUCAAAGGAAGAAACAAGAGAGGUCACAUCAUUUAACAAGAUGGCUCAAGAAGAACUGCAGAGCCCUGCUCCUCUUGGCAUCUAUCAUCCUUCCCCUCUCAAAUCUUUUGAUCUCCCUCAGAUCUCGCAGUCUGUAGAGGAGACAAAAGUUUAUGAAGGGUCAAUGUUGAGAACAGGGACCCCAUUUGAAGGGAUGGCUCAGAAAGACCUCCAGAGUCCAUCUACUCUUAAGAUCCAUCGUCCUUCCCCUGUCGAAUCUUUUGAUCUCCCUCAGAUCUCGCAGUCUGUAGAGGAGACAAAAGUUUAUGAAGGGUCAAUGUUGAGAACAGGGACCCCAUUUGAAGGGAUGGCUCAGAAAGACCUCCAGAGUCCAUCUACUCUUAAGAUCCAUCGUCCUUCCCCUGUCAAAUCUUUUGAUCUCCCUCAGAUCUCACAUGCCGUAGAGGAGACUAAAGUUGAUGUGGUGCCAGUGGAAGAUCUCCAGAGUCCGUCUCCUGUCCACACCCAUCCUUCCUCAAUCAUGAAACGGCCUCAAAUUCAGACUGAAGUAAAGCCAUCACUUCAGAAACCUGACAAGCCAGAGACAAACAAAUAUGUUUCAGCAGUCUCAGGUAACAAUGAAGAGGAUGAUGACAAACUUCUUCCUGAAAGGAUGAAAGGUCAAACAUUUGUAAUUGACAUCGAAGCUCAAGAAAGCAACCUCAAACAUCUGGAUCAAGCUUUUCAAAACAACAACAUCUCCUCUGAAAUGUACAACCUGUGCAGAGGAAACAUCAGUCAAACGCUUCAAAGUGUUGAUCUGCGACUUGGAUGUCUUUUACGGAGAUACAUCAGACACGUCCAAUUGAAGCAAUUAAGGAAGAGGCUCGAUGAAAAUUUCAAGCUUACCAGAAAUUUAAAGGAUGGACUGGCAUUCAAAAAAGUUCAUUCUCAGCUCUGUAAAUUCGACCAUUUCCAACAGAGUGUGAGAAAAGUCUGGGACGCCAAGCAAGCUUCCACGGACGAGACACGCAAAUGGUGCAUCGCACGGAUGGCCCAUUUAUACCAGCAGAUGAAUUCGAUCCAUGGCCUACCUCUGACAGGCAUAUCAUGUGUCCAGAGGCACGUACCAGUGCCUCUGCUGACUGUGACACCUGUGAGGUUCAGCACACAUCUAUGCCCGUCUCCUCCUCAGCACCCACAAACUGCUCCCAGCAGAGCCAGUCCGGCUCGUCUUCCUCGAAACAACCUGAGACUUCUUUACAGCACGAAUGCAACCAGGAAUAUAUCAGGCAGUUUCUUGAAGAUCAGUUGCAUCCGCCAAUGUGAACUCGCUUCUGGAACAUCUCAUGUGUAAAAGAACCCAAGAGCAGUGUGGGAAGGAGGAUGAGGCUGAGGGCCGUGAGAAAGAGGCCGGUGGCAUGAUUGCUAAUGAGCAUCACCUGCGCGCUGCACCGGUCUCGUAUCUCACGGAGGAGCUCGGAAGCAUAAAGGGGGAAUGCUGACAGUGAAGGACGAGAGAGGACCAGUUCCCGCCUCCUUCUUCCCUAAUCCACUAACCUUGCUACAUUGGUGCCGAAACCCAGGAGGAAGGAGGGACACACUGUCGGAGAGUCCUCGCUGCUGAGAGGGAAUGUGGUGCUGAGGAGGUUGGGCAGCAUUGCCAGCCCCAUGGAGGUGGAGGAGUGUUGGGCCGUCCUCCAUCGCAUGGCACCGCGAGUGAGAGCCUCUCGGCUGGUUGAGGGCUGAGAGCCAGUGUGUCUGGGAACUGGACCAAGAAUGUUUUCCUCUCUCCCCUCUGUACCUCUUUAUUUUUCCGUCUCCUUUUCUCUCACCUUGUCUGUCCUUACCCCCAGGUGCUACUACUCACAUGCUAUCAGCAACUUUUAACCUGUGUGAAAUAAAUGUGAAAUAAAUCUAAUAAA